GAUAAAAAUUAAAAAAUAAACGUCAAUUGCGCGUCAUUUUAUUCUUAAUUUUUUGUGCUACUUUCAUGAAUUUUACUAUUUUUCUCUCUGAAAAGGAACCCAAAACUUUGUUAAAUGUUUCGCAAAAUAGGGAGAGAUGGGCGCUAAAACCGCGGUUAAGCUAAGGAACAGAGGUGUCGCCUACAAGUGCCAAAAUUGCGGCCGCAAACUCAUGACUGCUGACGCUUUGGCGGCGCACCAACGUACAGCACAUAAUAUUAUUUCUAGGCGUCGGGGAAGAUUUGCAGCAGCUCCUAAACCCAUUAUACUAGACAAAGCAUUUACAAGUAAAGAUAUUGUGGCUGAAAUUGCAACACCACCCGUGCCAACCGAAUGUACACAAGCCACAGAUAAUACAAAAAUGAAAAAAAGUACAGUAGAAUUUGAGUGUCCUAAGUGUUUCAAGAGGUUCCCAGCUUACUUUCCCACUCGGAAACACAUACAAAAGCACCACUGCGUAGACAGGCAAAACAUAGCUGUGUCACCAGACCACCCAAGUCUAAUCGAACCCGUGCGCAUAGAGCAAUGUCCAAAAUGCAAGCGCAAAGUCAGGGCAAUUGAAACGCAUGUGUGCGAUGAGUACGAUGGAUCGAAGAGUACAGGGGAUGGGCGAUUGUGUGUGUGUGCGGCGUGUGGGGAAUGGUUCCCGAACCUUACAGCAUUUGACUUUCAUGUCGUCAGCAGCCACAGCGACCACGUUGAGAGCAUGUUCUUCCCUUCCAGCCUGGAAUUUGUAAAAUGGAAGACAGACAUGGAAAAUCAAACCAAUGCAAGCUAUGCUAUGCUAGAGAAGUAUGGUUCCAAGCGAUAUUACCAUUGUAACAACAGAGAUGGGUACAAGCACAGAUCCAUGAAUAAUCAUGUCUGUCCGUCUACCAUUGUUGUACAGGAGUUCCCCAAAGGUAUCCAGGUUCAUUUCUACCACAAGCACUACAACCACAGCGCGACAGACUACAAACUCUCCUCCAAAUAUAAAAAGUACUCAAUCACACCAUUCCUCAAACGCGCGGAGGACUACGACAGUCUGUUGCAUCUCAAACCAGAUGACGACGACUUGUACAUGCAGUUCAAGACGCUGAUGGAGGGGAUAGUUGUGGAUGCGGCUAAGAUUAACAUUGCCACGCUCAAAAUUAUACUAGGUAAAGCAUUAGAAAUCACGUCAAUUUUAUCCAACUACGACGAAGAAGAGUUAGAAGACCCACCAAUGAGUGACCAUCAAAUUAUGACUGACGAACAAAUCACCAAGGCAUUGGAAGAGCCGCUCAUCAAACGGAAAAUGGCACCAACCACUAAUACCACUAGUAAUUUACCAGAUAUCCAAAUCACUAAUACCACUUCAACUACUAGUGAUUUACUAGUUGAAACUAAUAUUAGUAAAUUAGUAGAAGCUAAGCGUAAAAAUACAGACAUUGAAACUAAUAUAAGUGAUAUACAAGAGAAACGUCCAAAAUUGGAAGAUACAUUUGAAGAAGAUGUCCAAGCACCGAAAAUAGUGAAGGCGUUUUCUUUAGCAGAUUCCAUUAAAAGGUGUAAACCUGUUAGAGGUAAAAGUUUAGCUGAAAAAGUUAGUAUCGAAACUAAAACUGAGUUAGACGACGAACCGUCGUCUUUUAAUGAUUCUUACAAAGAUUUCGUUGUUAAAAACUUUCCCUCAAUGGAAUCUAUUGCAUCUAGAACUCGAAGCAAACCGAAUAUCAUAAAAACACGCAUAGGCCAAUUCAAACCUAACGCACCUAAUACUAGAGUUGAUGAAAAAACUAUGUCUAAAACAGUUCCGACUAAAGUUGAUGAAAAAACUAUAUCUAAAACAAUUCCAGCAAAAGUUGAUGAAAAAACUAUAUCUAAAACAGUUCCAACUAAAGUUGAUGAAAAAACUAUAUCUAAAACAACUCCAGCAAAAGUUGAUGAAAAAACUAUAUCUAAAACAAUUCCAGCUAAAGUUGAUGAAAAAACUAUAUCUAAAACAAUUCCAGCUAAAGUUGAUGAAAAAACUAUAUCUAAAACAAUUCCGACUAAAGUUGAUGAAAUAGCUAAACCGGCUUUGGUUACAAUGCUUAAAGAUAAAUCAUUACGGAAUGAAAGUGAUAAAACCGAAUCAACUACUGAACUUUUAGGUAAAACUGUUGAUGAUAAAACUAAAUCUGUAUCGUUUUCAGCUAAAGUUGUUGAAAAUAAGACUAAAGCGUUGCCUAAAGUUGACGUAAAGGUAGGAGCAGACUUGAAAGAGUAUCACAACACUCGAGCUAAAUCCCAAAUAGCUAAAAUUGCCCCCAAAGCGAAAAUGAUAACUAGGGUUAAUUCACGCACCAGUUUUGAUAAACCCAAAGUUGAUAUUGAGUAUGAAGUUAAGGAAAGGGCGGACGAUUGUAAUAUAUUGAUUUUGAAAAUUUGAUAUGGUUUUUGUUUUUUUUUUUUUUAAAUCGUAAUUUUUUUGAGUUUAAAUAUUUGUAGGAUACGUCACUCGUUAAAUAAUAAAUCAUUUAAAUAAUAUAAAUAGGAUCUCGCUAUGUUAACGUAAUUUUGUUCAAUUUUUAGGGUUCCGUACC
Molecule: messenger RNA, 2585 nt
Organism: Maniola jurtina (meadow brown)
Lineage: Eukaryota; Metazoa; Arthropoda; Insecta; Lepidoptera; Nymphalidae
Exons: 5
Coding region: 137-2431 (764 amino acids)
Source: RefSeq, a predicted model, not a curated record